CCCUCUACUUGUUUCUGGAAGUCUGGAACAUUUAAGACACAUCGACUGUGUUGGUGACUGCGAUGGACAUAGUGCAGAAAAUGAAACUCUUAAUAAAAUUAAAAAACUGCAGGAGGACACAACAUAAGUUAAAAGUGUGCUAUUCACGAAUGAAGAGGAGUACAUUCAAGCUACGAAAAGCACAAGGAAAUUUGUUAAAAGUAUGAUUGAUGAAACUGAGCAACAGUUUGUUGAGAAGGCAAUAAAAGUGAUAGAACUAAGUGCAUAUUUUGAAAGUUUUAAAAAAUUUCUAGUGUUUAGUGAUAAUGAUUGUAAAGAACUGUGCUUGAUUUUGGGACUUACAAAUGUCGACACUGUUAUUGCAGACUUGCAUUCGUUUAGGUACGUUGUUAGUAAUAAAUUAGACGAUACGUCUUCUGAUGUUGCUUCAUUCAUUCUGAGAGUCGACAUUGGCUACGAAGCACUACGGACACUCGCUGAAUCUGUACUGUGCAUUUCCAUUUCGACUUGCAGAUUGGAAAGGUCAUUUAGUACAAUGAACAGAGCGAUGACAAAAUUAAGGAAUAGGAUGGGUCAGGAAAUGCUCCAAGCUUGUGUGAAGAUUUCAACUGAAGGGGACGAGGACCCAACAGAAAGUUUUAUUGAUGACGUCAUCAAGAGAUAUGCUGUAAAAAAGCCUCGACAUAUUAGUUUGAUAUCAAGGGUCUGCCACCAGUUUCUUCACCCAUGGGGAUCCUCAUAAAACGCACUGUUGCAGUCAUCGACAGUGUUUGCUACAGCAGUGAGGAGCAAUGGUGUGUCUUGUUUGGUCUCCUUAAUCAGCACACCACUGUGCCUACACGCAAGGCUCGGAGUUCUGUGGAAUUGGAGUUUCAAGAGCAUAAAUAUAAUGGAGCAAGAUAAAUAAAAAAAAAUCUGAAUCAA
Schistocerca piceifrons (Central American locust) is the source of this 924-nucleotide messenger RNA. RefSeq lists its product as uncharacterized. Gene Ontology annotation, molecular function: protein dimerization activity. The transcript has 2 exons. NCBI's taxonomy places the organism in Eukaryota, Metazoa, Arthropoda, Insecta, Orthoptera, Acrididae. The record is from RefSeq and is a predicted model, not a curated record. The coding region runs from base 203 to 742 and encodes 179 amino acids.